Molecule: messenger RNA, 1922 nt
Organism: Prorocentrum cordatum
Lineage: Eukaryota; Dinophyceae; Prorocentrales; Prorocentraceae
Source: the annotation of a GenBank genome assembly
UCUGUCGUGCUCCAUCCUUCUCCCUCCCCCUUCCAUCCGUCCGCUCCUCCCCUGUUCGAGGGGCUGCAUCAAUUGCGCGUGGCAUGUAAGGAAGACGCACCCCCAAGGCUCCUUAGGGACCUUCCGGACCACGUACCUCUCCCGAACACCACACCUCAUUGCAUAUACUUGCAGAUUGACGAUGGGGCCUGUCGUCUUCGUGCGCUUGGCGUUUCUAUUGAUGCCGACUGCAGUCGCAGUCCAGCUGCUUGCAGCCAGCAAUUCCUCUAACCCCUGGAUGCUGUAUGCAAACAUCAACCCCUGCGAUGGUGGGAAUAUGGGGUACGGGGCAUCCGCGUGGUACGGCAGUGCUGGGAGCGCCGCCACAAGUCUUACGAACGACUUCGUCGACGGCACAGUGGGGACUGCUCCGGUGAAGUACGUCACCAUCGCUCGGCACGCCGGCGGUGCAUGCGAGAUGUCGAAGACGUGGGAGCUUACGAGCAGCACCAAAUCGAUGUAUGACUAUUUUUCUGACCACAGCCCUGGGAGGAUCUAUGCCACGGGGGAUGGCAGCGCCAGCGACACCCACAUCGCAUCGGACAUGCCGUCAUCUUUCAGUGGGGAUGGCACGCCGGGGGACCCGAUCUUUGGCGCCGAUGGUGGCUUGGUGUUCAACUGGUGGUAUUCGAACAAUGGAGCUCGGGUUGCUGUUCCUGGUGGCUACAAGACCCCGUACUCUCUUCCGGGUACCGGGGAGAACAACGACGACCUCCACGGUCUGGGCAACGAGUUCGGUGCUAACACUCAAGCUGGUGGAGGGAGUGGCAGCUGGUGGCACGAUGCUGCCAAAAUCAUGGGGGACUGCCACGGCACUUCCUGCCAGGUGCUUGGCAGCGACCACGGAAGUGCGUGGGGCAGCACGAACUUUGGCUGCUGGGGCAGCUACGCCAUCUACGUGUCUGCUGCUCUGUCCACUUUCCCCUGCCAGGGCUCGACGCUGUCGGCGCAGGUGUCGGGGGCGGCAGCGGGCGGAGCGGGGGGCGCGGCUGCCGUUGGCGAUCCCCACCUGCAGAACGUUCACGGUGAGCGCUUCGACUUGAUGAAGCCCGGCAAGCAUGUUUUGAUUAACAUCCCCCGUGGAGCGGGCGCUGAAAGUGCCUUGCUUCGCGUGCAGGCCGAUGCGCGCCAGUUGGGCGGACAGUGCGCGGAUAUGUACUUUCAGGAGUUGAACGUGACGGGGUCGUGGGCGGAGGCGAAAAAAGUUGGAGGGUAUCAUUUCAGCGUGUCGCAAGAUGGCGACGUCGCGACCUCAGAAUGGGUUGCUUUCGGUAAGGUCGGGCUCAAAGUCGUUCAUGGGCGCACGGGCAGUGGUCUGUCGUACUUGAACGUGUACAUGAAGCAUUUAGGGCGAGCUGGAUUUGCCGUGGGAGGUCUGCUGGGUGAAGACGACCACACGGGCGUAGUCACCCCUCCAGAGGCAUGUGCCAACCGCUUGGCCCUGUGACAGUGCAGAGGGGGGCCAAACAGCCCCCUCAGUGCUCUCAGUCGCAGAGGUAAGCCUCGCCUGACCAUGCUUCACUGCUUCCACUGGUGGUUCUCUGCUGCUGCUGCUGCUGCUGCUGCUCCUCUUCCUGUCUGCGGUCGGCGAUCUGUCCAUGUCAGCCGCUUCGAGCUGUUUCGCGCAUGGGUGUAUAUACGUUCUUGACGCUUCCUGUCCGACCUGUCCGCACCGGUCUUGGUGUCAAGGCGCGGCGCUUCCUCAGUGGCACUUUUUUUGAACCAACUAGUAGCCACGCUGUUUCUGUUCAGAUGCCCGGCGUGGGAUAUACAUGUUGGCUGGCACGCGAGCAGGUAAGAGCGAACAAUGACGAUCUGGCCCGCGACCCACUCGCGAUCUGGCCCGCGACCCUCCCGCGACCCGCCCGCGAACCACCCGCGAC